Schistocerca americana (American grasshopper) is the source of this 875-nucleotide messenger RNA. RefSeq names its product methionine-R-sulfoxide reductase B1-like. NCBI's taxonomy places the organism in Eukaryota, Metazoa, Arthropoda, Insecta, Orthoptera, Acrididae. Gene Ontology annotation, cellular component: cytoplasm. Bases 130 to 672 code for a protein of 180 amino acids. The record is from RefSeq and is a predicted model, not a curated record. Gene Ontology annotation, molecular function: peptide-methionine (R)-S-oxide reductase activity. Gene Ontology annotation, biological process: protein repair; response to oxidative stress. The transcript has 3 exons.
CGACAUUUUCUAACCUCAACUUGCAAGAGUUGUAUUAAGAUAUUCAUCCCUAAUAUGGGAAAGAGGACAAAGAUAGAACGUUUGUUGAAUACAUAAUUAGGGCUUUUCUUGAAGGUGGUGAUUGUAUGCAUGUGUGGAUAUAAAUUUGUGGGCAGUUUUCAGGAGUGGUCAGCUGCUCGCAAGAAAGUAGCUGCGAGGCUUGCGGCAGACGACAGUAUUAUGGCAGAUAGUGGCAAGGGACCUUACAGCAAAGAAGAACUUAAAAAGCGUUUGACACCAAUGCAGUAUUAUGUUACUCAAGAAAAAGGAACAGAAAGGGCAUUUACGGGCAAGUACAAUAAAACUACAGAUGCUGGAACAUACAGCUGUGUUGUUUGCAAUGAGGACCUAUUUUCAUCAGAUACAAAAUUUGAAUCUGGCUGUGGGUGGCCAGCAUUUAAUGAUGUUAUAAACCAAGGCAAAGUUAAGCUUACUAAGGACACAUCUCAUGUUGGGGGCAACCUUCUGUUAUUGGUCGCAAACCCAGGCAUGGUGCGUACUGAGGUGACCUGUGCCAACUGUGGAGCUCAUCUGGGCCAUGUGUUCAACGAUGGACCAAAGCCCACGGGAAGAAGAUUCUGCAUCAACAGUGCUGCACUUAAUUUUCGACCACUGCAUCAACCAGAGCAGUGAGCUUUGUCUUUCAGCAUAGGACAGAAGAUGUUUAAAAACCUUAUUUCAGAAUUUAAGUGAUAAGAAAAUGAAUUUUGAUUAUGUCUGUGCAGGCACUAGUAUGCUUUUGAAAUUGAUUUCAUUGGUUUCACUGUUGACAUGAAUUGAUGUAAAUGUAACUGAAACAGUGAAUAUUCUUUAUAGUAAAUUAUUGGUAAUGUGAA